AUGGUUAAGCUUCUCUUAGACGGAAUUCCUACAAAAGCAGAUACUUUUGAUGAUAUGAAGUCUGGCCUGGAGUCUGCAGCGGGCAGGGAUGACCUCAAGAUGUUUCAACUUCUCAAAGAAUACGGAUCCGAGCUUGGGGAUAAAUGCUUUAAUGCUUUGGAUCAUGCGAUAUACGAAGGUUGUCAUAUUGUGGUCAAGCAUCUCCUAGCACAACAGCCUGCGGGUUGUAGCAAGGAGGGGUGA
Molecule: messenger RNA, 243 nt
Organism: Penicillium robsamsonii
Lineage: Eukaryota; Fungi; Ascomycota; Eurotiomycetes; Eurotiales; Aspergillaceae
Exons: 1
Coding region: 1-243 (80 amino acids)
Source: RefSeq, a predicted model, not a curated record